Messenger RNA from Lecanosticta acicola, 1125 nucleotides. The record is from the annotation of a GenBank genome assembly. NCBI's taxonomy places the organism in Eukaryota, Fungi, Ascomycota, Dothideomycetes, Mycosphaerellales, Mycosphaerellaceae.
AUGGUACCUAUUGCCCAGUUUGAAGUCCGUCGAAGGCUCCAAAGGUUCGCGGGUGCCACACCUCCCGGUCGUCUGGGCGAUACCUCGUUGACGUUGAUGUCGGAUCCUCGUACUCUUCCUGCAAUAGCACAAGUGGCCGAGAUAGUCUACUUUGACCUUCGAACACCGCUCCGUCCUUGGCCACAAGAAAUCGAACAGAUGCAUGAACUUUUUGCAGGGCUGGAUCAUGAGUUCAACGUGUUUUGUCAGGUGCUGCCGAUGUGGGUACCGGGUGAUGAAGAUGAACCAGAUGUGGAAGAGGAACAGAUCACGAUCGAUGGAUUGGAUGGGAACCAGCUAGUCCUCUAUGUGACUCGUCCACAAAAUCAAGAGGUAGAUCUUCCGGCGAUUGUGUAUUUUCACGGCGGCUGCCUCAUUAUGAUCGACAUCAAUAGGUUCCAUCGCCGCUGGGCCAAGUCGUUGGUCCUCAGAGGCCACGUACUCGUAAUACCAGAAUUCCGAAACGCGUGGUCGAAGACACGAUAUAACCACUUUCCUGCUGGGUUGAACGAUUGCGUAGCCGCCGUCGACUAUGUCGACACGCACCGCUGCGACUUGGGGAUCAGCACGAUUACUCUCCACGGAGAUGACGGCGGCGCCAAUUUGGCUAUAGCUACUGCGCUGAGAGCCAAGCGAGAGGGCUGGGUCAAAAUUAUCGCCGGCGUGAGCGCAUGUUCUCCGUAUAUCGGCGGAGAGGCGCAUAGUUGGCCUAUUGAGCGCAAGCUCGCGGAGCUGCCUAGCCUCGUGGAGAAUGAAGGAUACCUGCUCGAUAGUCCGUGGCUCGGUCCUGGGGCAAGAUACUACUCUCCGGAUAACACGACCAACCCUCUUGCCUGGCCGCUCUUCGCUACGGAAGAUGACCUCACUGGGCUACCGCCCCAUUCGAUCGUGUUAGACGAGUUGACCCCGGUAAGAGACGAAGGUGUGGUAUAUUACCGCAAGCUUGUCGCUGCUGGCGUGACUGCAACAGCGUUCGUCCAACUGGGAGUACCGCAUGUGGGCGUGUUGUUGUUUCGCCGUGCCAUCCCAGAUAUAUACGAGAACUUGUGCAACCAUGUCUCUGCAUUCGCAAAAAGGCUAGCAUGA